This is a messenger RNA of Momordica charantia (bitter melon), 1503 nucleotides long. Lineage: Eukaryota; Viridiplantae; Streptophyta; Magnoliopsida; Cucurbitales; Cucurbitaceae. The record is from RefSeq and is a predicted model, not a curated record.
UACACGGCGAAAUUUCCAUGCAUGAAAGUCACCACCCCCUUCCCCUUCCUCUUCUUUCCAACACUAAUUUUUUUCACUCUCUCUCUCUGAAUUUUCUUGAAACUUUCAAUCUCGAACCGUAAUCUCUGCGUAUUCAAUUCUCUGCAAAUUUUCUCGGGAAAGAGAGAUUCAUAAUUUUUUUUUUUAAGAUGAUUUCUGAGCGAAAUCAACCGAAUGCGUCUUCACAGCUCGUGGCUGAUCCGCCGAGGUCUCCCAGAGGUUCUUCCGGCAAAUCCAGAAAUCCGAUCCAAUACGUGCUUCGCGAGCAGCGUCUGCUCUUCGUUUUCGUCGGUGUCGCCAUCGAGAGGGGAGACAGCGUGAUCGUCGUUGAUAAUUUCUUCACCGGCCGGAAGGAGAAUCUGGUUCAUCACCUCGGAAAUCCGAGAUUCGAACUGAUCCGACACGACGUCGUUCAGCCGAUUCUACUAGAAGUCGAUCAGAUCUACCACUUGGCUUGCCCUGCCUCUCCGGUGCAUUACAAAUUCAAUCCCGUCAAGACAAUCAAGACCAAUGUGGUGGGCACACUGAACAUGCUAGGGCUUGCGAAGCGGGUCGGCGCUCGCUUCUUGCUCACCAGCACCAGCGAGGUGUACGGCGAUCCGCUUCAACACCCGCAGGCUGAAACCUACUGGGGCAACGUCAAUCCCAUCGGUGUACGGAGCUGCUACGACGAAGGGAAGCGCACGGCGGAGACUCUGACCAUGGAUUACCACAGAGGCCUUGGAAUUGAGGUACGAAUUGCUCGGAUCUUCAACACUUAUGGGCCACGAAUGUGCAUCGAUGACGGUAGAGUUGUAAGCAAUUUCGUAGCACAGGCAUUGAGAAAGGAGCCGUUGACAGUUUAUGGGGACGGCAAGCAGACCCGUAGUUUCCAGUUCGUUUCUGAUCUGGUGGAUGGUCUAAUGAAACUGAUGGAAGGGGAGCACGUGGGGCCUUUCAAUCUGGGCAACCCCGGUGAAUUCACUAUGCUUGAACUUGCCCAGGUAGUGCAAGAGACAAUAGAUCCAAAUGCAAGGAUAGAGUUCAGAGCCAACACAGAGGACGACCCACACAAGAGAAAGCCCGACAUUUCAAAGGCCAAGGAGCUUCUCGGAUGGGAGCCGUCGGUUUCCCUUCGCAAGGGCCUUCCCCUCAUGGUCUCCGACUUCCGCCAGCGCAUCUUCGGCGACCCCAAAGACACCGCCGCCACCACCGCCACCUCCACCGACGCCGACGCCAUCGCCGCCGCCCUCUCCACCGCCACCUCCUCCGUCUAGUACUCUUCUCCCCAUACAAAUUAAUACCACAUAUAUAAGAGAUCUCUAAGAAUAACACUUGGCAGUUCCCACUGGGAGUGGGACCCACCACCUCCUCUCUCUCUCUCUCCUCUGCUGAGUACAAUUUUUAUUCUGAGGCCCUAAUCCCUCCCUCUCUCCCUCCCUCUCUCCCUCCCUCCCUCCCUCCUGUUCUGUAUUAUAUUUUAUA